AUGGCUCCUUCUCUGCGCCGGCGCGCCGUCAAGCCACGAUCGCCAAGGUUCUUCAAGGUCAUCCUCAACCAUCGAGCCGAAAGGCUUAGAAUCCCGAAAGCGUUCGCCGCGAAAUUCGGGUCCUCCCUGCCCAAUCCCGUCUUUCUCCGGGCCCCACGCGGCCCGGAAUUCCGCGUCGAGCUGAUCAAAUCGAACGGCGAGUUAUGGCUCGGAAAAGGCUGGCCCGAAUUCAGACAACACUACUCGAUCGAAUUCGGGCACUUUCUGACGUUCAAAUUCCACCAUGAGUCGAAAUUUCAAGUCCUCGUGUUCGAUAAAACCGCCCCGGAAAUCGACUAUCCGUUGCACAACGGCCGAUUGUCCAAAUCCGAGGCGAACGGUGACGAUGAUGUUUCGGAUGAUCCAACGGCCGAGAGACUUUCUCGGACGACGAAGAAAGAUGGAGAAAAAAGUUGCCUUGAUAAGGAGAGGAGCUCGGCUUAUCGAAGAGCGAUGGCUUUCGUGUCCGACAACCCAAUCCGAACGGACCAUUUUGUGUCGCUCAUGUAUCCUUCUUACGUAGCGGCCAAUGGUUAUUUGACUGUGCCGCUAGUUAUCAUGAAAAAUAUCUUGCCGCCGCAAAAGGAUAACGAGAUAAAGCUUCGGAGCAUGGACGGGAGCAUGUGGGCCGUCAAGUGUACCAUGACUCCGCCGAUUGCGAGGAUUGGUUUGGGUUGGCAUCGGUUCGUUAAGGAUAAUGGUCUUAAGUUGGGUGAUGCUCUUGUGUUUGAAGUGAACAAGAACAGCAAGCUCGUGUGGAAUGUCUUCAUUUUCAGGAGUUGA
Striga hermonthica is the source of this 822-nucleotide messenger RNA. The record is from the annotation of a GenBank genome assembly. Lineage: Eukaryota; Viridiplantae; Streptophyta; Magnoliopsida; Lamiales; Orobanchaceae.